AUGAAUCGUCUGGAGCGUAUCAUAAAGCCUUUAGCAUUUCAAUCUUCGCAUUCCCGUUGGAGGGAGUUAGAGGUCAGAAGAAUGACAGUGGUUUGUCUUUCAUGCGAUGCUUUGCAUUGGAUCAACAAGCGUGUAAAUGGCAAUUCAAUUGGGUCACCACGAUUCGAAAACUGUUGUAAGAAAGGUGACGUUGAGUUGCCGGCCUUAGAACAAGUCCCCGACUAUCUCAAAUAUUUACUCGAAUCAACCGAUACUGUAGGCAAGCAGUUCCGCACUCGGAUAAGGGAGUACAAUUCAGCGUUAACCUUCACUUCUGUUAAAUACAACUCUGAUGAACGCAUUUCUGUACAAGGUGGGGGUGUUACAUGCUUUCAAAUCCAUGGUGAGCUGUAUCAUCUUCAAGGGCCGUUGACUGCGGAAGCAAACGAUGCUCCCACUUUUGCUCAAUUGUAUUUCUAUGACCCAUUCUAUGCAGCCCAGCUGAGACAACAAAGGCAUCCCAACCUAGAUCUUGCUGUCUUACAAUGGUUGACAAAUGAACUAAAUACUGUCAAUCCUUUCAUUCCUUUAUACAAGACUCCAAAGGAACGGUUGGACGAUGCAUCUCCGGAAAAUGGUGAUGUACGCGUACUACUCAACCCUCAGCUAUGGUUGAUAAUGGAGAGUGGGGCGGAUAAAUGUCGACACAAUUUGCCUACCAGCAAUGAAGUUGCUGCGAUUAUCCCAGACGAAUACGGUGAAGCAGGAUUCAGGGAUAUUGUUCUGGCUCACAGGAAUCCAGAUGCCAACAGGCUGUUUAGUGUCAUUGAUCCUAACCAUGCCGCGUAUAUGCCAUUGCAUUAUGUUCUACUAUUCCCUAUCGGAGAACGUGGUUGGCACUGGGGGUUGCGAUUGCGAGAUGAGCUGAACAGAAGGAAGAAUUUGAGGUUGCAACAGCGUGAGUUUUAUCGGUAUCGAAUACAUACAAGGACCACUGAACCCAUGACUUUGUUCCUAUCGCAACGCCUAUUUCAGCAGUAUUUGGUUGAUGCUUGGGCUAGACUGGCGGAUAAUAUACGGCAAGAGGACUUCAACCCGGAGCAAACCGGGAAACGUAUCAUCCUACCACGAAGCUAUACAGGUGGAGACCGGUACAUGCUGCAGUUGUUCCAGGAUUCUAUGGCUAUAGUUCGUCAUUUGGGGCGUCCCUCACUAUUUGUUACUUUUACAGCGAAUACGAAGUGGGAAGAGAUUACUGUGGAGUUACUACCGGGACAAACUGUGGUUGAUAGGCCAGAAUUGGUUGCGAGGGUAUUUCAUCUUAAGCAACAACAACUCCUCCAAGAAAUAAAGCGUAAACAUAUCUUCGGUCGCUAUCUUGGCUCUAUCUGGACCAUAGAAUACCAGAAGAGAGGGCUGCCACAUAUGCAUCUACUGGUCUUUCUUCAUCCCGAUGAUCGUUUUCUGACCGGGGAGAAAAUGGAUGAGAUUGUGUGUGCAGAGUUGCCAGACCCUGCAACUGAUCCUACUGGGGAGCUUACUGAAAUCAUCAAAAGCUGCAUGUACCCUAAUGCCUAUCAAGCUGAGACAGUUGUACAGGAGGAUGGAACUCUAUCUGACUUUGGGUUGCCCCUACAUACGGUGGAUUGGAAUCGAAUGGGUGAGAACGAGAUGGUUGCAUCAGAACUUCGAUAUGACAUGGACGCGGAAGCCACAAUGCUACAGUUGAGAGUUCCCCAGCUCAAUCCUGAUCAGCUUCAGUGCUUCAACACUAUCACACACAAUACUGAGGAACCUGCACCAGCUCUAUUCUUUAUACAAGGACCUACGGGUACUGGAAAAACAUUUCUCUAUAAUGUUAUCUGCAACUAUUUCCCGCCCAGGGAUAUCGCAUUCAAGGUUUAA
Molecule: messenger RNA, 1884 nt
Organism: Morchella sextelata
Lineage: Eukaryota; Fungi; Ascomycota; Pezizomycetes; Pezizales; Morchellaceae
Exons: 6
Coding region: 1-1884 (627 amino acids)
Biological process (GO): telomere maintenance; DNA repair
Molecular function (GO): DNA helicase activity
Source: RefSeq, a predicted model, not a curated record